AUGGAAGAAUUAGCAAAUGAAGGACAUCUUAUCCAUAGUAUCAAAUUUUUCGUUGUUCUAAUCUUGGAAAUUUCAGCUAUUACUCUUUUUCUUCUCAUUUUUACAUUCUCCAUUACUAAUCGUCAAUAUUUCAAUAAACUACAAAAUCAAGCUUUGUUAAUCUUAUUUAUGGUUAAUUUUACUCAAUUAUCACUUAAUAUACCAAUACUUCUAGAUUUUCUUCGUCUCAAUCGUGUUAGUCCAGCAACAGGCACAUAUUGUAAAACUUGGAUGUACAUUGAGUCUACUCUUGAUGCAGCAAAUGAAUUUUUAGUAGCCAUCAUAUCUGUUCAACGACAUACACUGAUUUUUCAACCAAAUAUAUUACAUAUACGUUUCAAACGUUAUCUUCUAUACUAUCUACCACUUCUCUUCUGUAUUAUUUAUCCAGUUAUUUUUUAUCUGGGUACUAUUAUAUUGUAUUCAUGUGAUGAAGCACAAUGGAACUUUACAUUGAAUGCAUGUGGUGAUACUAUCUGUUAUCUUUCAGAUAACGAAAUAUUAGCUGGAUAUGAUUGGAUAAUGAAUACUGGAUUACCGAUUUUUGUCAUCAUUCUGGGCAAUGUAAUACUUGUCAUCAGAGUAAUUAGACAAAAACAUCGUCGACAACGAGUUGUGUCAUGGUCAAAACAAAGACAUAUGACAUUACAAUUAAUCAGUAUCUCAAGUCUUUAUCUGCUAACAUGGCUACCGAAUGUUAUUAUUGGUGUUAUACAACAGAUAAGUCCAUCAAAUUAUUUAUAUGCAAUAGAAGAAUAUAUUGUAUCAGAUCUUACAUAUUUAAUCUGUCUUUUACUUCCAUGGAUGUGUCUUGGAUUACUUCCUGAUUUCAAGAAGUGGAUGUUGAAACUAUUACAUCGUGUAAAAAAGCCAACGAACAUAGUUGGAACAACGACAGUAAAAACUCGCCAGAACUAA
This is a messenger RNA of Adineta steineri, 957 nucleotides long. NCBI's taxonomy places the organism in Eukaryota, Metazoa, Rotifera, Eurotatoria, Adinetida, Adinetidae. The record is from the annotation of a GenBank genome assembly.